Molecule: messenger RNA, 330 nt
Organism: Nematolebias whitei (Rio pearlfish)
Lineage: Eukaryota; Metazoa; Chordata; Actinopteri; Cyprinodontiformes; Rivulidae
Product: lipopolysaccharide-induced tumor necrosis factor-alpha factor homolog
Exons: 3
Coding region: 1-330 (109 amino acids)
Molecular function (GO): zinc ion binding
Source: RefSeq, a predicted model, not a curated record
AUGUUGCCUCCUCCGCUGCCGAGCCAGGACGUUCCAGCUGCAGAACAAACGCACUCGGACCGCAUGGUUCCAGGUUUGCUACACCCCUGUGAACUGGAGAUUCUGGGCCCCACAGCAGCGGUCACAAAAUGUCCAUCCUGUGCAGAGGUCGUUACCACGGAAACCCACAAUACAAGGGGCGCGGCAAUGUGGAUAAUGUGCUUCUUCUGCUCUGUCAUGGGCUGUGUGGCAGGCUGCUGUUUGAUCCCAUUCUACAUGAAGCGCCUCAGGAACACCCACCAUCGAUGCCCCCAGUGUCAAGCCCACAUCAGUACCCACUAUCCCCUCUGA